Molecule: messenger RNA, 1030 nt
Organism: Osmia bicornis bicornis
Lineage: Eukaryota; Metazoa; Arthropoda; Insecta; Hymenoptera; Megachilidae
Exons: 2
Coding region: 277-960 (227 amino acids)
Biological process (GO): spliceosomal snRNP assembly
Cellular component (GO): SMN complex
Source: RefSeq, a predicted model, not a curated record
CCUGCGCGUCGCAGUUAUGGACUCUGGUGAACUGCGGUAUACAUAAUUCUUUCAGAUAUAGCGUUCACCAAUUGAAAAACAAAGAAAUAUCUCGUUUCACAUACGCGAUUUUAAAUUCGAGUGAUCCAGUUACUGGAUUAUUGGUUUAUGUUUACAAGAUUUUACGUUUGAUGUCACAUCAGUCGGGGUUUCAUGUAGGAAGAUAAAAACUGCAAACAAUGGUGUUCGUUCAAAUGUAAACUAUUUUUGUUUUGUUAAACGAAUUAAUAAUAAGGUAUGGAAUUCGUUGCCAUAAAACGUAACAGAGGUCGGAAAAGGAGAAGAUAUCUGGAGAAACGACGUCGUGAACAAAUUAAAUUUGAGGUUAAGACUGCGAAACAUACUAAUAUUUUCAUCGCAAAAAAAAAAUUGAUUACUAAUACUAUGCAUGCUAAUUCAUUUUGGGAAAACUAUACAGCCGCUCAAGAGUGGCAAAGAAGACACAGUGUAACGUGGUGGAAAACUCGUUGUACUGCAUUAGAACAUGAGAAUCAAGUGUUAAGGGAUAAGUUAAGAUCAUUAGCAUGUGAAAAUACCCAGCAGUAUUCUUUGCAUCCACAAAAAAACCAGGAUGCAACUGAAGAACAGUACAGUGCAACAUCCACAGAAGAAAAUGAAAAUUUAGAAUUUCAUGUAGAUGAAGAUAUGAUGAAUUUUUUAGAGCAAAGUAUGAGACAUAAAAUAGAAUUGCAGAAGAAAAGAGAAUCUGAGUCAUGUGUUGAAAAUAAAUUAGAGGAUAUGAAUGAGCAUAUUCAGGGAGGUGCUGCUUGGAUACAGGCAAGAAACCAGAAUGCAAAAUUGUUGUAUGGAGAAGCAAGCCCUACCAUAUUAGCAAUGGAAACUGCUCUUCAGACUACUGUGGAUAGGCAUAAAGAUAAAGCAAAACCUCAGUAUUGGCCCAUUAUUCCUUUAAAACCAUGAAUUCUAAGACAAUAUGUUAUUCUGAACUUUAAAUAUGUAUUUUAUACAAAAAAUAUAAAAAUUUCUUUUA